This is a messenger RNA of Mucor mucedo, 1005 nucleotides long. RefSeq lists its product as uncharacterized. The record is from RefSeq and is a predicted model, not a curated record. The transcript has 2 exons. Lineage: Eukaryota; Fungi; Mucoromycota; Mucoromycetes; Mucorales; Mucoraceae. Bases 40 to 912 code for a protein of 290 amino acids.
UUUUUUCUCUCUUUUUUUUUUUUUUUUUUUUUUUUUAAAAUGUCGACACGAAAAGCAUUACACAAGGCAAGCCAUGGGUUAAAAUAUAAACCCAUUUAUACCCCUCCUCCUCCACCCCCUCCACCCAAAGUCAAACCAAGAUUGGGACCAAUCUUGCUUGGUGGCUCUUUACUUUAUGUGACAGCGACUUAUGUAAGCAUGUUGGUGUUUAAGAGUAAAAGUGAUGUCAAUGACAUGGUUUCGGGCAAUGGGCCUGAGGACCCGACGUUGACACCUAAAAGCUUCGAUACUUCGAGUGUAUGGGAAACAGUAGCCAAGAAAUACGACGAUGAGAUCAAUUGGGAUGAAAUCAUUAUGGGUGUUGGUUUAUUGAGACGUUGGUUGGUUGGAAAGGCCAAGGGCGAUGUAUUAGAGGUGUCAACGGGAACAGGUCGUAAUUUUUCAUAUUAUAAAGCGGAUCAAGUGACUUCAGCUACGUUUACAGAUCGCCAUGAGCCCAUGUUGAAUGAAGCGAAAGAAAAGUUUGAAAAGUAUCAGGGUAAAUUCCAUCAAGCGUUCUUUGAGACGGCUAGUGUAGAGGAGAAGCAGAACAAAAAGUACGAUACUAUUGUGGAUACGUUUGGAUUGUGUUCUUGUGGAGAUCCAGUAGAAGCGUUGGUUCAGUUGGCAGAUCAGUGUAAAUCCCAAGAGUCUCGUAUAUUGUUGUUAGAGCACGGACGAUCUCACUAUGAUUGGUUAAACCGAUUGUUAGACACCAAUCUUGAUAAACAUGUCAAACAAUGGGGCUGUUGGUGGAAUAGAGAUAUUAUGGGGUUAUUUGGGGACGAACGAGUCAAGGAAAAAUUAGAGAUUGUACAAGUCUCCAGAUAUCAUUUUGGUACAACUUGCUACAUCAUUGCUAAACCUAAAUAAAAAUGUAAUUUUGGCGGCUUUUUUUUUUUGUGACGUGAUUAAAUUUUGUUUUUAGCCCCUUGACUAUUUUUUGAAAUUUUUUUUUUUCUUUUU